This is a messenger RNA of Sciurus carolinensis (gray squirrel), 5856 nucleotides long. RefSeq names its product cilia and flagella associated protein 65 (gene Cfap65). The transcript has 34 exons. Bases 264 to 5813 code for a protein of 1849 amino acids. Lineage: Eukaryota; Metazoa; Chordata; Mammalia; Rodentia; Sciuridae. The record is from RefSeq and is a predicted model, not a curated record.
UCGGAGCGUUGGUCCCGCUGCUAUAGCGAGUGGCCAGGGAAGGUAUCUGUACCGAGACGGCCUCCGCCGAGAAGUUGUGGCCCCGGGCUCCUCCAUGCCCUCAGAGAGUCCCGUAAGACUGGGAAAACUUGGGCGAGAUCAGACCGGGAAGCCCGAAGACAAAAAAGGAACAACUCUAACUUGCAAGACACAUUUCGAGUCAACGAAGAGUAAAAGCAAGCUAAAGGUACCCAUCGUUCUUCCAGGCAAUACCAGGUCCCAUCAUGAGGCCUAGAGACAACGGAGAUUACACUAUGAAUUCUGGUGGAUCGUGCCUGAGUACCAUCACAAUGGCUGUCCCCACCAUCAAUGGCAGCAGUAUACCCAUGAGUGCCUGCAGCAGCAGCAGCAGUGCACAGCCCACCAGCCCCAUAGAUACUCAAGUGUGCAUCCCAAAGAAGCAUAACAAAGCGAAGAAGAGGGUCAUCUGGGGCAUUGAAGUGGUCGAGGAGCUGCAGUGGAAAGGCUGGGAGUUGGGGAAGGAGACCACGAAGAACCUGGUUCUGAAAAAUCUCUCCUUGAAAACCCAGAGGAUGAAGUACAGGCCUCUCAAGACCAAGUUCUUCUUCACAGUCAUCCCUCAGCCCAUCUUCCUGAGCCCAGGCAUAACUCUCAUGCUACCCAUUGUCUUCCGGCCUCUAGAGGAGAAAGAGUACAUGGACCAGCUGUGGUUUGAGAAAGAAGAAGGGAUAUUCUGUGUGGAACUGAGGGCCACCCUGCCUUGCCACAAAUUAGUCUGCCCCCCAUCCCUGAAGCUGCCCAUGUGUGCCAUCGGGGACAUGGUUGAGGCCUGGUUCUGCCUGGACAAUGUGGGGGACCUGCCCACCUUCUUCACCUGGGAGUGCCCCAGCUCAUUCCAGAUCCUCCCCACUACGGGGUUACUGGAGCCAGGCCUGGCCUGUAGGAUCAAAGUGACCUUUCAGCCCCUCAUAGCUGUCAUCCAUGAAGUGGAGGCCACGUGCUGGUAUGGGGAAGGCAGCAAGCAGAAGAGCAGCAUCCAGCUGCAGGCUGUAGCCAAAUGCACCCAGCUGGUGGUGAGCAUAAGGCACAAGCGACCAGAGGACCAGGAUACUGAGGGCUUGCAGAAGGUAUUGCACUUUGGCUGUGUCGCUGUGGGCUGCACCGCUGAGAGGCAGAUAAAGCUGUAUAACCCAACCAUGGUGAAUGCCCCUUUCAGGAUUGAAAUAGCCUCAGACAUUCUGGUCAAAGACCAAGCCUUCUCAUGCUCCAAGGGCCAUGGCACCGUGCCCCCAGGAGGAAAGAAAUAUGUGUCAGUCUUCUUCCACCCUGAGACUUUGGACAUCAGAACUAUGGAUUACAUUUCCAUCAUGUCUUCCGGCUGUGCCUCCCAAACUGUGCUCAAAGUCAUUGGUUUCUGUAUAGGUCCUGCUGUGUCCCUGCAGCACUACUGUGUCAACUUCAACUGGGUCAACCUUGGGGAGCACUCAGAGCAGACACUGUGGAUGGAGAACAAGUCAGAUAGCACAGCACACUUCCAGUUUGCUAUCGACUGCCAGGAGAGCGUCUUCAGCAUCAAACCUGCCUUCGGGACCCUGGUGGGCAGGGCCCGCAUGACCCUGCACUGUGCCUUCCAGCCUACUCACCCCAUCAUCUGCUUUAGGCGCGUGGCCUGCCUCAUCCACCACCAGGACCCACUGUUCCUGGACCUGAUAGGAACCUGCCACUCAGACAACACCAAGCCGGUCAUCCUGAAGCCUCAGCACCUCACCUGGUACCGCACGCACCUGGCUCGGGGUCUGACGCUGUACCCUCCUGACAUCCUGGGCAUGAUGCUGAAGGAGAGGAAGCUGGAGCAAGAUAGGAAUGGGGCCCUCACGAUGCCCUUUGAGGACCUUGAGGAUAUGCCAGCCUUGCAGUACCCCUAUAUUCCCCCCAUGACUGAGUUCUUCUUUGAUGGUACCAGCGACUUGGCCAUCUUCCCCCCGCCGGUCACUAUAGAGCCCACUGAGGUGGACUUUGGUGGCUGCCCUGGGCCUGAGUCCCCUAACCCUCUCCCUCUGUGCCUGAUGAACCACACCAAGGGCAAGAUCACAGUGGUCUGGACACGCAGAGAUGGCUGUCCCUUCUGGGUGACCCCGGACACCUGCGAUGUGCCCCCACUCAAGUCUGUAGCCUUGCGUCUGCACUUCCAGCCACCCAAACCCAACAGCCUCUGUGCCGUGGAGCUUGAAGCUUUCGCUGCCUACAAGGUCCUGUGGAGCUACAGCAACAUCGAGGAGGACUGCACUGUGUGUCCAUCUUGGUGUCUGACAGUGAAGGUGCGAGGCCACAGCUAUUUUGCUGCCUUGGAGCAUCACGUCCCCCAGUAUUCCCUGGAUGUACCCAAGCUGUUUCCUGCAGUGUCCUCCGGUGAGCCCUCCUUCCGCAGCCUGCUCCUGGUCAACAAAGGCCCCAUGCUGCUGACCUUCAACCUGGCCCCCAAAAGCAGCUCAGACAUCACCUUGCGGCCCGCCUCAGGCCUUGUAGCCCCUGGAGCCCACCAGAUCUUCCUCAUCAGCACCUACCCCAAGGGCACCUCCUGGAAGCAGCACAUUUUCUACCUGCAGUUCAAUUUUUACCCCCAGUAUCUCAAGGAGGUGAGCAUGCAGAGCCGGGAGGAGCCACUGCAGUUAAAGCUGGACACCUGUAGAAGCAUCUUCUUCAAGCCUACCUGGGUUGGCUGCUCCUCCACCAGUUCCUUUACCUUCCGCAACCCCUCUCGUCUGCCCCUGGAGUUUGAAUGGAGGGUCUCCCAACAACACCAGAAGACACUGGCCGUCCAGCCUGCCAGGGGCCUCAUCCAGCCCAGCGAGAGCCUUAUGCUGACCUGGAUCUUCAGCCCUUUGGAGGAAACCAAGUAUCUGUUCCGAGUGGGGAUAUGGGUCUGGGAAGCUGGCCUGCCCCCAAACACCAAGCCCCCAGCCAUCACACACUACAUGAUCCGUCUGGUGGGCAUGGGCAUCACCAGCAGCCUCUCUGCAGAGGCGAAGGAGCUGGACUUCGGAAAUGUGCUGGUGACUAGCAGGCAGUCCAGGCAUCUGGCACUCCUGAAUGACGGCAACUGCACUCUCUAUUACCGCCUGUACCUGGAGCAGAAUAGCCCUGUGGGCGAUGACCACGACUCCCCUGCUCUGCAGCUAGACCGUUCAGAGGGGAGCAUGCCGCCCCACUCCAAAGACACCAUCUGCCUGACCGCCUGCCCCCAGCACCGGUCCCAAUACUCCUGGACUAUCAGCUACUCACUCCUAUCCCACAGAGAUAACAAGGCUGGCGAGAAGAAAGAGUUGUGUCAAGUCUCUCUGGUGGCUGUGUACCCCUUGCUCUCCAUUCUGGACGCCUGCUCCAUGGGCAGUGCCGAGGGCAUCACCCGGAAGCACCUGUGGCGCCUCUUCUCCCUGGACUUGCUCAACAGUUACUUGACGCGAGACCCCACACCCUGGGAGCUCACCUACAAAGUACCUACCCGGCAUAGCACAAACCAGAUUCCUCCUGUCUUCACCCCUUUGAAACUUGACUUCAAUUUUGGGGCAGCACCUCUUAAGGGCCCACCCUCUGUGGUACUCUUGGACCUGAAGAACACUGGACUGGUGCCCUUGGACUGGGCCUUCCUCUUUCCAAGUGACCAGCAGAUUGACUUGGAGCUGUGGGCAGAGCAAGUAGAGUUUGACAGCACUGAGCUUCACCAGAUGCGUGCAGAGGACAACUGCAUCUUCUCCAUCAGUCCCAAGACUGGGAGCCUGAGUCCUGGGGAGGAGCAGAUGGUGGAGUUCAAGUACAGCCACCUGUUUGUUGGCACUGAUCGUCUCCCAGUGCUCUUCAAGGUGUCACAUGGGCGAGAGAUCUUGAUAAAUUUCAUAGGCGUGACAGUGAAACUGGAGCAGAAGUAUGUACUCUUCACCUCCACUAGCCACCAGUUCAUCCCUGUCCCCAUUGGAGACACAUUGCCCCCACGGCAGAUUUAUGAGCUGUACAAUGGUGGCUCAGUGCCUGUGACGUAUGAGGUCCAGACCAGCAUCCUGUCACAGGUUCAGGAAAAAAGUUUUGAUCACCCGAUUUUCUGCUGCCUCAACCCCAAAGGUGAGAUCCAGCCAGGUACCACUGCUAGGAUCUUAUGGAUCUUCUCACCCAUUGAGGCCAAGACUUACACGGUGGAUGUGCCCAUACAAAUCCUGGGAUGGAAUUCAGCCGUCAUCCGCUUCCAGGGAGUGGGCUAUGACCCCCAUGUCAUGGGUGACACAGCCCCAUUCCACAACAUCUCGUCGUGGGACAACAGCUCCAUACACUCUAGGCUGAUGGUUCCUGGACAGGCUGUCUUCCUGUCCCAGUCUCAUAUAUCCCUGGGAAACAUCCCUGUGCAGAGCAAGUGUAGCCGCCUACUCUUCCUUAACAACAUCUCCAAGAAUGAGAUAAUUGUCUUUUCCUGGGAGCCAAGGCCUCUAGAUUUUGGAGAGAUAUCUGUGAAACCCAUGGUAGGGGAAUUGGCUCCUGAAGAGACAGCUCCAUUUGUGGUGACCUUGAAGACCUCAGUGCAUGCCAGCUUUUACAGUGUGGACCUGAUAUGCAAGGUGUACCAGCAGAAACUCAUGAAGCAGUACCACAAGGAGCUACAGGAGUGGACAGAUGAGAAGGUGCGGCAGGAGGCAGAGUUUAUCAUCACAGACAGGAAAGUGAAGAGAGCAGCACAUUGUACUGCCUGUGAACCCAUGAGGAGGUACAAGACACUGCCCCCCAUCAAGAACAAGCAGUCUCUCAGCCGGCCUGCCAGUUGGAACCUAAAGAUCACAAAGGAAGAGACAUCCUGGUCGUGCCCCCAGCCUCCCAAGACAGGCAUGCUCUGCCUGAGCCUCACUGCCCGAGCCCAUCCCACUGACUACUUCCAGGACAACUUCUUCUCAGAGUUUUCCUGCCACUUCUUACACUGGGAGCUGCCAAAGAGGAAGGCUCCCAGGGAAGAGUCAGAGGCUUCUGAAGAAGAAUCCCCUAACAAGGGGACCCUUGCCUACAAGCAGAAGAAGCAGCUUCUGGUUGACUGCCUUACCAACAUCAUCAGGGGCAUGCUGGAAGACAAGAACUUCCACAAAGCUGUGGACCAAAUCCUGGUGGAGCAGGUGCCUUACUUCUGCCAGUUCUGGAAUGAGCAGUCAGCCAGGUGCACGGUCCAGAAGAGCAACCUGCACUUACGGCCAGUCCUGUCUCCACCCUCCAGCAGCUGGGAGGAGAAAAGCAAGGAGCAGAAGGAAGAAAAUCAGGGGUUGGGGAAGAAGGAAGGGGAAGAGGAGGAGAAGAGCAAAGAGGAAGAGGAGGAGUUGGAGGAGGAAGAGGAAGAAGAGGAGAUAGAAGAGGAGUUGGGCAAGGAGGAGAUAGAGGAGGAGGAGAUAGUGGGAAAGGAAACAUCUGGGACCUGGAAGGGGACUGAGCCAGAGUCCCAGAUUUCCCUGCGGUGGCAAUGGAGGCAGGACCUGAAAGCCCUGGUGAAGGAGGAGCAAGAACAUGACAAUAAAGAGGCCAUUGGAAGGCUCCCUGCCUUUGCCAACCUGCAGGAGGCGCUGCUAGAGAACAUGAUCCAGAACAUCCUGGUGGAGGCGAGCCGCGGGGAGGUGGUGCUCACCUCGCGGCCGCGCAUCAUCGCUCUGCCGCCGCUCAGCGUGCCCAGGAUGCCGACCCCAGACCCUCUGCUGCCCACGCAGCAAAGGGAAGUAACCUGCCCAGUGGCGCCACCUCCUCCCGACUCUUUGCUGGUGCCCGCGCCCAGCCUCUCUGACCUGCCGCCCUAGGUUCCGCCAAGCCCCCUCUCCACCGCCCCGCCAGUAAAGCAUC